AUGGAAGCAGCAGCAAGCAUAGUUUUAUCCCCUGCUUUGCAAGUGAUCUUUGACAGAUUGGCAUCCCCAGCCCUAGAAAAGCUUGCUGAUAUCUGCGGUGUCGAGGACAACUUCCACAGCCUACGAAAUGCCUUGAUGAGGACUCAAGCUAUUCUUCAAGAAGCAGAGGAGCAACAAAUAACCAACAAAUAUGUGAGGCUUUGGUUGUCAAACCUCAAGAAUGCUGCUUCUGAUGCCGAGGACCUUCUGGACUUUUUUAUCCCUAGCAAAAGCGACAUCCACUUCCCAUGGGGUCUGAGUGCGGGGUCUGAAAAAAUUAAAAAGGCACUCCACAGAUUAGAAAAGACGAUAAAGGAGGGACUCUCGGCAUUUAAAUUUAGCGAGCCAAAGAUAUAUGGAGAUCAACGACCUGGCAUGAGGGAGUCUGUCUCUUGCGUCGACUACUCAAAGAUAUAUGGAAGAGAUGAUGAGAAAGAGCAGUUAGUCAAACUGUUGCUAUCUUCUGAAACAUCCCAGGAUGGAUACGCAACUUGUAUUCCAAUAACUGGUAUUGGAGGAAUUGGCAAGACCACUCUUGCUCAAUUGGCAUAUCACGAUGAGAGGGUCUCCCAACACUUCGACUCUAGAAUGUGGAUAUUUGUUUCUGAGGAUUUCAAUGUCAAGAAGAUUAUGAAGGCAAUCAUUGAGCGUGCAACAGAGGAUGAAUGCAAGUCGUCGGAGAUUGAACUUCUUCAGUCUCGGAUUUCGAAAUUGCUGCAGAAGAAAAGAUAUCUGAUCGUGUUGGAUGAUGUUUGGACGGAAGACCAGGAUGAUUGGGACAAACUAAGACCUUUGUUUACAGCGGGUCUUAAUGGAUGCAAAAUAAUCGUCACUACCUGCAGUCAAAAAAUUCCAUUAUCGAUAAACUUCCCACAUUCACCACAGUUUGUUUUGAACG
Molecule: messenger RNA, 937 nt
Organism: Prunus avium (sweet cherry)
Lineage: Eukaryota; Viridiplantae; Streptophyta; Magnoliopsida; Rosales; Rosaceae
Source: RefSeq, a predicted model, not a curated record